UGAAUUGAUAGUGGUUAAAUAGUGGACUGAGACCAGAAGAGAGACUGCAGAGACUCAUCAUAUUUUCCUUGAAAUCGAACUCAUUCCAGUUUAUUUCGGCGAGUGUGGUGAGGAGAGACCAUCACCAUAAAUCCCACCUAGUCCCCAAAUUGUAAAGUUAUUUUAGGAAAUAAAUCCAGGGCCUUUAAGGAAGAUAGGAAAGGAUACCGAUAUAAUGUAGAGACUGAAUAAAACCUCAACCAAACUGAAGAGUAAAAAAAAAAAAAAAAAAAAAAAAAAAAAUUAUCAGGAAUGUUAGUAUAACUCAGGGCAGAAAGACCACUUCAUGAUAGUAGCAACUUCUAAAACGAAUCCAGAAGGAAGCAGAAAUUCAGAGGUUAUAUUCUAAAAUCCAUAUAGCACACCAAUCAUCAUUUCUUAGGAAGGGCGUUAUCUGCUCAUUUCUGCUUGUAUUUUUUUAUAGUUUGUUGGCAUUUUAGGAGAUGACUGAAGCACUCCUUAGCUUAAGCUAGAAGGGACUCAUACAGAAGGUGCAGUUCCUCAAGUUCAGCUUGAAGCUGUUGCUAAGAGUGGGGUCUUUUCUUAGCUUCAGAAGGAGCCCCAAGAGCUGUCAAACUGAAGGAAAAGGGGAAAAACAACGGUACCACAUGUGAAUAUAAAAAAGAAGAGAACUCUAGCCAAUUGCACCACCACCGGAUGGCAGAGCCCAGCUGACACAACCUGGUUUAGGGAGCUUUGGGUUUACUCCUUUUACUUCAGGAAAGCCUCAACCCAGUUACUGCAACUUCUGAAGUAUGGCCUGAAUAGAUUGAGUCAUUAUUAUCAAUCCAUUAUCAAAUAGCAAGUGCCACUGCACACAUCUGGAGGUCGGAGAACAACUUGUGGGGUCAGAGAACAAUUUGUGGACUCAGUUCUCUCCUUCUGCCUCAUUGAUCCUGGGGAUCAGUUUCAGGACGAUCUGAAGACGCAAACAAGUACACACAAAGAGCAUGCCAUUAGCACUCUGCCCUGACAGCUACAGAAGACACUGAGAAGUCACACUGUAAGAAUGACGACUACUUCAGUUGACAGCUGGCCUUGCUCCUCCCGUGGAAUGCACUUGGAACCUAAUUACAGUGACCGAGCUUCACAGAAUUUUUCAGGAGUGCCAAAUGUCACUAGCUGUCCAAUGGAUGAAAAAUUACUAUCUACUGUGUUAACAACCUUCUACUCCGUUAUAUUCAUCGUGGGACUGGUUGGAAACAUCAUUGCCCUCUACGUAUUUCUGGGCAUCCACCGCAAAAGAAAUUCUAUUCAAAUUUAUCUACUUAACGUGGCCAUUGCAGACCUUCUACUCAUCUUCUGCCUCCCUUUCCGCAUAAUGUAUCACCUCAACCAAAAUAAGUGGACACUAGGUGUGAUUCUUUGCAAGGUUGUGGGAACACUAUUUUACAUGAAUAUGUACAUUAGCAUUAUUUUGCUGGGGUUUAUCAGUUUGGAUCGCUACGUAAAAAUUAAUCGGUCUAUACAUCAACGAAGGGCAAUAACUACCAAGCAAAGUAUUUAUGUUUGCUGUGUAGUAUGGGCAGUUGCUCUUGCUGGGUUUCUAACUAUGAUUAUUUUGACGCUGAAGAAGGGAGGGCACAAUUCUACAAUGUGUUUCCAUUACAGAGACAGGCAUAAUGCAAAGGGAGAAGCAGUUUUUAACUUUGUUCUAGUGGUAAUGUUCUGGCUUAUUUUCCUAUUGAUUAUCCUCUCAUAUAUUAAGAUUGGCAAGAACCUACUGAAGAUUUCUAAAAGGAGGUCAAAAUUUCCUAAUUCUGGCAAAUAUGCCACAACAGCCCGGAAUUCCUUUAUUGUACUGAUCAUUUUCACUAUUUGCUUUGUGCCUUAUCAUGCCUUUCGAUUCAUCUACAUUUCUUCACAGCUAAAUGUGUCUUCUUGCUCCUGGAAGGAAAUUAUUCACAAAACCAAUGAGAUCAUGCUGGUUCUCUCCUCUUUCAACAGCUGCUUAGAUCCAGUCAUGUAUUUCCUAAUGUCUAGUAAUAUUCGCAAAAUCAUGUGUCAACUUCUUUUUCGAAGAUUUCAAAGUGAAGCAAGCAGAAGUGAUAGUACUUCAGAAUUUAAGCCAGGAUAUUCCCUGCAUGAUCUAUCUGUGACAGCCAAAAUGCCAUACAGCACUAAGAGUAAUUGAGGCAAAUGGGCUAAAACGAAUGACAUAAACCAGCCUCUUCAUUCCUUGAGAUUGGUAAAAUCAUGGAACAAAGCCAUAGCAUGUCCCAAAUCUAGAUCUUUAGAAGUGAUCUUUCACUUGUUUAAUUGUAAAAUAGUUCAAGGGAAAGAAAAACUUACAUUAAUCUCUAGAUUUUAGAACUAUAUGUAGAAUCAGAAUACAUUUUUUUUUCUUCUUCCUAGAACACAUUGUUAAGCUAACACUUUUAACAGUUAUAAAGUUAAGUCAAGCCCAUGGAUUUAACAACAAAACAAAUGAAGUGUCAUUGCUUUUCAAGCCACUAAAGAGUUGCUAAAAUUGUUGAUACUAAUUUUAAAUGUGUUUAAAUUUCUGAGUUGAAAUGUCAGAAAAUAUGUAUGUUACUUCAAAAACUUACAUCACUUGCUGUUGUAUUCAUUUAUGCUUAAAUCUCUGCUAACAUAUGAAAUAAUAAAAUUCUAAUGAAAGUGAGAU
This is a messenger RNA of Meriones unguiculatus (Mongolian gerbil), 2665 nucleotides long. RefSeq names its product G protein-coupled receptor 34 (gene Gpr34). Gene Ontology annotation, biological process: G protein-coupled receptor signaling pathway. Gene Ontology annotation, cellular component: membrane. The record is from RefSeq and is a predicted model, not a curated record. NCBI's taxonomy places the organism in Eukaryota, Metazoa, Chordata, Mammalia, Rodentia, Muridae. Gene Ontology annotation, molecular function: G protein-coupled purinergic nucleotide receptor activity. The coding region runs from base 1049 to 2173 and encodes 374 amino acids. The transcript is spliced from 4 exons.